AUGGAAAUCAAUUCAGUAUUUUUGCAUACGAGGAGCAUGUUAAAUUUGUACGGAGUGAAGAAGAAGUCGACCUCAUUUCGUGUUGUUGCUCUAUUAAACAUCAUCACGCUAGCUGUUUUCCGCAUCAGUGUGUCUGUCUACUUGGUGUACUGGGCCAUAAUGCAAAUAACCGUUAUUCCGUGGGUGCACUGCAUCUUCUGCAUCUUUGUGAUUUUUUCUUUGUUCUGCUCGAAUGCGGUUCUCACAUACAGGGUGAUGGCGGCUGAUGGUCUUUUUGGAGCUGCUAGGGCUCGUAAACCACCACUGGCGCCCGUAGCAUGUGCCUCAGUCACUGUUGAAAAUGGAGAUCGAAAUGAGGGCGAAGCUGACGAUGAUGAUGAUGAGGAUGGUCAACAUGAAGUUGCCGUCCAGACUACGGAUGCUCGUAUUCUUGUCGAUGACGUCACUCAAACGGUUGCUUAA
Ostertagia ostertagi is the source of this 462-nucleotide messenger RNA. The record is from the annotation of a GenBank genome assembly. NCBI's taxonomy places the organism in Eukaryota, Metazoa, Nematoda, Chromadorea, Rhabditida, Trichostrongylidae.